Molecule: messenger RNA, 1065 nt
Organism: Ylistrum balloti
Lineage: Eukaryota; Metazoa; Mollusca; Bivalvia; Pectinida; Pectinidae
Product: hematopoietic prostaglandin D synthase-like
Exons: 9
Coding region: 1-1065 (354 amino acids)
Biological process (GO): glutathione metabolic process
Molecular function (GO): glutathione transferase activity
Source: RefSeq, a predicted model, not a curated record
AUGCCCACAUACAAACUUACAUAUUUCAAUGUCCGAGGCCGAGCUGAAUUGUCCAGACUGGCUUUUGCUCUAGGUGGAGUUAAGUACGAAGAUGUUAGAGUGUCAUCUGAGGAAUGGAAGAAACUGAAACCAAAUACACCACAGGGAAUGCUCCCUAUCCUGGAAGUCGACGACAGGAUGAUUGGUCAAAGCGGUGCUAUAAUACGCGAAAUUGCCCGUGCAACCAAACUUUACGGAAAAAAUGACAUCGAAAUGACAGAGGUGGAUGUCGUUCUAGAGACUAUUCAGGAAUUUUCUGAGAAAAAGAUCAAAGCGAUGUUUGCAAAGGAAGACAAGGACAAAUUGAUGAAGGAACUCUUAGAGGAAACAGUGCCAAAGUAUUUGGAUAUAUUCAUGAAAAUGCUUGCAAACAAAGAGUAUCUGGUUGGAGAUGCGAUGACGGUUGCUGAUCUGGCAGUGUUUAACUCUUUUCAGGCCUUUGCUAAGGACAAUAAGAUCUUUUCUAAACAUCAAAAACUGGAAGCACAUGCUAAGAAAGUGGAGUCCCAUCCAAAAGUCAAGGCUUGGUUGGCAAACCAUACACCACAGGGUAAACUUCCAAUUCUUGAGGUCCACGGCGAGACAAUUCCUCAAAGCCGGGCCAUAGCUCGCUAUGUCGCUCGGAAACAUGGUCUUUAUGGUGAAACAAAUAUCGAUAACACCAUGGUUGACGUAGUUAUUGGAACUCUUCAGGAUCUUGAGGUUCACAUAAUCAAAUUAUAUUAUGAAAAAGACGAAGAAAAAAAGGCCGAUAGGAUGAAGACAUUUAUAACUGAAACAGUGCCGAGGUUUUUUAAAAUCUUCACGGAAAUGCUAGGAGAAAAUGAUUGGUUGGUUGCACAAAAGCUUACGCUUGCUGACAUCGCAUUGUUCAGUGUGUGUGACUACUUGGAAAAGAUGAAUUCUGACACAAGUAAACAUAAUAUUUAUGCUGCGAGUCCUACGAUAAAAAAACAUUCAGAUCGAGUGAGGUCUGUUCCAAGAAUCAAGGCAUGGUUGGAUCGCCGUCCUACUACCGAAUAUUGA